This is a messenger RNA of Lodderomyces parapsilosis, 915 nucleotides long. It is a transcript of the gene CSO99, whose product is annotated as Cso99p. Lineage: Eukaryota; Fungi; Ascomycota; Pichiomycetes; Serinales; Debaryomycetaceae. The coding region runs from base 1 to 915 and encodes 304 amino acids. The transcript has a single exon. The record is from RefSeq and is a predicted model, not a curated record.
AUGAGUUUGUUGGCAAUUUCUGCAAUGUCGCCUCCACACAAACCAAGAACCACCAAAACACUUCCUUUACAUUUACUUCUUCAACUAAACCAUCUUUUACAGAAAUCCAUUUUUAAUAGGAAAUUUUAUCAAGAGAUUAACGAUAAAGUAUUGAGCAAAACAUCGACAGUUGAUCAAAACUUGUACUUUAUAUGCUAUUUCUCAUUGCUAGUGUCAUCAAUCCUCAAUAACAAGUACCAAAUUCGGGAUUUUUUACGUAGUCAACAUUAUAAGUUACUACAAUUAGUCAAAGGUGGAGCCAACAAGUUGAAUAUAGACACAUCAAACAUCAAGGCUUUCAACAAAACUAAACCACAACCAACUCCAGAAUCACAACAACAGCCAUCCAACUUAGCUUAUCAUUUGAAAAAGAUUAAUCUGUACUUGGCGGACGUGAGAAUUUUCAACAGAUUAACUGAUUCAAUUAAAUACAUGCCAUGGCUAAUUGACGAAUACCAUUCAUGGCGUAACCCCAGUGCUGCUACCCCCAAAUUUGAUCGUUUCAUAAACAUGAUUCAAGCAUUAAACUGUAUUGUAUUAGAAUUGUUUGAAAAUGCCGGUUGGUUAACUGAGCAUGAUUGGGUGGGAACUGGUGAUAAUAAUUAUUGGUGUAUCGAAACGUAUAUUUGGUGUUGCCGUGUUUGGGGUGCUUAUUUGUUGAUUGAAAUUGCAGAAAUGUUGAGAAGAACUCCCAUUAGUAAAUGGAGUAAUAAGCAAUGGCAGAUUUCUUUAUUUAAGAAUGUUAUUCAAUUACCAUUGGUGUUGCACUGGUGUUUGAGAGAUGGCUGUUUAACUCCAUUUUGGGUGGGUCUCUGUGGCUCUGGUGCUUCUUGGUGGAAUUUUAAAGAAAUGUGGCUGUCGAUUGAUUUAUCAUAG